Messenger RNA from Schistosoma rodhaini, 883 nucleotides. The record is from the annotation of a GenBank genome assembly. Lineage: Eukaryota; Metazoa; Platyhelminthes; Trematoda; Strigeidida; Schistosomatidae.
AUGCGUACUACCUACAAUUUUUUUCAGUCGCUACUAUGGAUAUGUCUUAUUUACACACUUUUGAAUCCUGAUCUGCAUGUUGCUGCAGCUAAGCUGAAGGUAAGAAGUGGUGGUGAUAAACAAAACUCAUUUGUGGAAGAAGAGACAGAUUGGAGUAAUUGGAACACAAUAAAAGAGUACAAUAUUUCUGGAACUGGAGGUAAAAAAGAAAGAACAAUGCAGUUCACAGUACCUCAAGAAAAAGGAUGGGAAGUUUUUACCGAAAUCGAUAGUGAAGAAGUCAUAAUACCACGUACUAUAAAAAUGACUAAAGCACCACAUAAAGUGCCCCCAACAGAAGAAGUAACUCACAAGUCAAAAGCAGAAAUUAAUGUUGAUAGAAGAGUUUCAAAAAAGAAACCAGAAGAUGAAGAGGAAGAGAAAACAACAGAUAAGAAACAUACCAAAAAGCCAGAAGAAGAUGAAGAAGGUCCAGAGUAUGAACGAGACUUUCAAAGAGAAAUCAGAAUUGGACGCAAAAGGAAAGGCAAAAAAGUUGGUGAAGAAGUUUCAAUAAAAUUACCUAAAGAAGUUCGAAAGUCAAAUGAUCCAGCUUUUUAUAAGGAUUAGAAGAUACACAAGAAGGAAGAAAAAACAUUAUGGUGCAUACAUCUAACCAUAUAGAAAAUCAAAUGUUUCUAACAUGAAGAAAAUCACCGAAAGAUAACGUUUUAAUUUUCAAUAUUUUCUCUUUAUAUUUUUAAAAUCCAAUUCAUUAUGUAAAAAACUUGUAUUACUGUUUUGUUUAAAUGGAUGAUGAACGGUUGGUAGUAAGUAAAAGUGAAAGUUUGCACACAUGUUUUAUUGGCAGAUAAUUCCUAUUUAAACAUUAAAAUUAAAAACA